Balaenoptera acutorostrata (minke whale) is the source of this 2664-nucleotide messenger RNA. RefSeq names its product ketohexokinase (gene KHK). The coding region runs from base 537 to 1430 and encodes 297 amino acids. Gene Ontology annotation, molecular function: ketohexokinase activity. The transcript is spliced from 8 exons. The record is from RefSeq and is a predicted model, not a curated record. Gene Ontology annotation, biological process: fructose metabolic process. Lineage: Eukaryota; Metazoa; Chordata; Mammalia; Artiodactyla; Balaenopteridae.
GGCGCGAGCCGCGGCUCUGGAUGCCGGGGACCGGGCCGCAGCUGCGAGGCCAGAUUCAACCCCGCGGGCCUAGGGUCUGGAGAGGGAUCCGCGGGUGCAGGAGAAGGCGGGACAAGGGAUGCCUUUCAGCUGCGCUUUCUCUUGGCAUUCAUGAGGUUGCCUAGCUGCGCUUUAGAGAGAUUUGUAUUAGCUCGGAGUCCGUCUGACAAGUGAGGAAACUGAGGGCGAGAAUUUGAAGGCGUAGCCAUCUCCUGGGCCACGCAACCUGCUAAGGGAAGGCCGGGGACCAAAACCGCGGGGUCUGCAUUCCCAGGCCCGCUGGGGUCGAUGCGCGUGGGGAGCAAGAGCCCGGCUGCGUCCCCUGCACCCCACUGCACCCCUCGCCGCUGCAGGAGGCUCCUUGGAGGAGGAGCUCGGGACGCGGAGGAGGAGCCAGGGCAGACUCUGGGAGCUGGGACACGAUACUCCGGGAUAAGAGGCAGAGCCCGGGAGGAACCCCGUCAGCCGAGCGGGCAGAAAGCUCCGGGAGCAGCAUUAUGGAAGAGAAACAGAUUCUGUGCGUGGGACUAGUGGCGCUGGACAUCAUCAGUGUGAUGGACAAAUACCCGGAGGAGGACACGGACAGCAGGUGCUUGUCCCAGAGAUGGCAGCGUGGAGGCAACGCAUCCAACUCCUGCACUGUCCUCUCCCUGCUUGGAGCCCCCUGUGCCUUCAUGGGCUCGCUGGCCCCGGGCCACGUUGCUGACUUCCUGGUGGCUGACUUCAGGCAGCGGGGCGUGGACGUGUCUCAGGUGGCCUGGCAGAGUAGCGGGGAAGCCCCGUGCUCUUGCUGCAUCGUCAACAGCUCCAAUGGCUCCCGUACCAUUGUGCUCUACGACACGAACCUACCAGAUGUGUCUGCUAAAGACUUUGAGAAGGUUGACCUGACCCGGUUCAAGUGGAUCCACAUUGAGGGCCGGAAUGCAUUGGAGCAGGUGAAGAUGCUGCAGCGGAUAGAACAGCACAACGCCAGGCAGCCUCCGGAGCAGAAGAUCCAGGUGUCUGUGGAGGUGGAGAAGCCGCGAGAGGAGCUGUACCAGCUGUUAGGCUACGGAGACGUGGUGUUUGUCAGCAAAGAUGUGGCCAAGCACUUUGGGUUCCAGUCAGCGGAGGAGGCCCUGAGGGGCCUGUACGGUCGCGUGAGGAAGGGGGCUACGCUGGUCUGUGCCUGGGCUGAGGAGGGUGCCGAUGCCCUGGGCCCUGAUGGACGGCUGCUCCACUCCGACGCUUUCCCACCGCCCCAGGUGGUGGACACUCUGGGGGCCGGAGACACCUUCAACGCGUCCGUCAUCUUCAGCCUGUCCCAGGGUAUGCUUCUCUGGAGCUCUGAACCACCAAGGAAGAAGUUUGCCACGCUGAAAAGACCAUGUGGAGAGAGCACAGAGGGAUAGGGAUGCUUGAGGAGCCCCAGUUGCUCUAGCCUCCAGCUGCUCACUUCCCCACCCAAGGGCCAGGCAGGUGAGAGAGCACACCUGUAGAUCAUUCCAAGCCCCAGCCUUCGAGCUGCCCCAGCCAACACUGAUGGAGCAGAAUUGAGCUUGCCUUCCCAGCCCUACCCAGAAUGUACACUCAUAGGCAAAGUCAAUGUUAUUGUUUUCAGCCACUGAGUUUUAAGGUGAUUUGUCAAGUUGUCAUAAUGAUUACAACUGCCUUCUUGGCAGUCACACAGGGCCCUGCUCUCAAAAGGGCCCUGGGCUUAGUCUAAUGCUCUGCUGUCUCUGUCUUGAAAUUCUUAGUCUUAUUUUUGCACUGAGCCCUGAAAAGUAAGACCUGGUCCUGAACCCUGCCCACAUGAAUUACUUUUACUCUCCUCCUCUUGGCCCUAUGUCACAUGUGUGCAACUAUUCAGCAUGUGCAGUGGACAGAGGACAGAGCUAUGGAAACAGCCAGACCUAGGUUCAAAUCCCAGCUCCACCACAGACUGUCCCCGUGACCUCGGGUAGGUUAAUUACCCUCACUAAACUUAUCUGCAUAAUGGAGAUAAUAAUAGUAUUUACGUCACAGAGUUACAGUGAAUACUAAGUGGAUAAUGAAUUACUUAUUCUUGUCCCUGCCUCUGCUAUCUUCUCGAUUUAAAGAAUCCUCCACACGCAGAGUACGCUUCCUUUGCUGGAACCCCACUGCUCCAAAACCUUCAAUGGCUCCCUAUUUCCACUACAGUCCAGAGUCUUCGCCUGGACAUUUAAGGCCUUCUACAAUCAGAUAUCAAGUUACCAGUUUAGACUCAUCUUCCAGUGCUCCAUUAUACUAACACUCUGCUUCAAAGAGAGGGGUUACUGAAGUCUGCGGAAAUACUUUUCGUUUUCACUUUGCAGUGCUUUUGCCCAAGCUGUUCCACCCUUUACCUGGAACAUCCUGCGCCCUCCUGACAACCCUAGCACUCUGGUUGCAGCCCACUUCAGAAACAAAUAAUUGCAUGUGGACUUUUGGUGUCAUCUCAGUAAUAUUCUCCUAAGUCAUGCUUCCAAACGUGACAUUUUUAGUACAGGUAACUCACCUCUAUUAUUUAAAGGAAGUCAGGCUAAGGCACCUCAAGUAAUGUGUAAUGAGGUUGGUGUAAUGUGAUUUCUUCACACUUUCACAUUUCUAACUACAGUAUUUACAAAAGCUUUUAUGAGCAACAGA